AUGCGCUCUCUUCCCAAUAACUUCCGGCGCAUGUCCGCUAUCCAGAGUCCUAGAGGAUGUGAUAAGGCGCUGCUCAUUACGUUCGAUGCGUUUUCUACUCUCUUCCACCCGCGGCGACCUGUUCCAGAGCUAUAUGCUUCCAUCGCCCACUCGUUUGGGCUGCCCAAAUCCAAGGUGACCGAUGAAAGGCUGAAAGCUGCUUUCAAGACCGCGUUCAAAGCUCAAAGCAAAGCAUAUCCAAACUAUGGACGGGAAAAGGUGCUCCGUGGACGCUACCAAGGCCCACGACAGUGGUGGAGUGACUUGAUCAAAAUGACAUUUGCAAAAGUACUCGAUGACGAAAUUAAAGACCUCCCGCACGGGAUGGUCGAGAAGUUGCUUGAUGUCUUUGCCAGUGACGAGGGCUACGCGCUAUAUGACGAUGUUCGGCCUUUCUUUAGAGACCUCAAAACGUUCAAGAUGGCCAAAGGUGCAUUUGAUCAUGUUGUUACAGGAGUCAUUUCCAAUUCGGAUGAUCGUGUUCCCGCUAUUCUCAAAUCGUUUGGCUUGUCGAUAGGUAAUGUCCGUGCUGAUAGGGACCGGUCGAGUAUGGAACUCCCGGGAUUUGAGCAGCUCGGCAUUGACGAUGGUCGAAACCCCAUGCCCAUGGAAAACGACAUUGAUAUGAUAAUAACGAGCUACGAAGCCGGCCAGGAAAAGCCAAACCGUCUUAUUUACGACGUUGCAGCGAGACAGGCCGAACAGUGUCUCCCCAUGAUAGAUGUCUCUAGAUUCCCCGGUGAUAGUGUUGAAUGGACUCGCAUUCACGUAGGUGAUGACGCACAAAAAGACUAUACUGGUGCGAUAGAUGCAGGCUGGCAUAGCCUUCUGAUAUCCCGUGAGGAUACUACUUUGGAUAUACCGAAAGAUGCAAAACACAUUGGUUCAUUACAAGAAGUGAUGACCGAAAUUGAAAGCAUUCAGAAGCAACAAAUCUAA
Messenger RNA from Talaromyces rugulosus, 978 nucleotides. RefSeq lists its product as uncharacterized. Bases 1 to 978 code for a protein of 325 amino acids. Lineage: Eukaryota; Fungi; Ascomycota; Eurotiomycetes; Eurotiales; Trichocomaceae. The record is from RefSeq and is a predicted model, not a curated record. The transcript has a single exon.